AUGGAUCCCGAUAUGUACUUUGCACAAGUUCUCCAAGAUACACCGUCUUGCUCCACAUUCGAUAGCUAUAUAUCCGACCCAAAGAAAUCGUCCAUCAAUGAUACCCUAAGCUGCGUUUAUGGUGGGCCAAAAGCACCUAGUGAUCAAAAUCCUCAGUCUUAUUUCUCGGCCAAUGAUAUCAUUCCUUCAAAAGGCAUGACCUCCAUGCAGCUAUAUCAGACCUACCUGUCUCACGACCCCGUCAUGGACCAACAUCUCCAAGCCAUAUCAUGUUACUACAACACACAACAAAUGAACGACUGGUUUCUAGGGAGUGAAUCCGCUGGCAGCCUCUACCAAUCCAUCACCCCCAACCCCACCGGGCCCACGUUUGGCCUUGUGCCGACAAUGAUAAGCCAAGAAACACAGCUUUCUUUUGACGGGAAUACAAUCGCCGACACGCAACAAUGCUUAUCUCCACUUCCUAUGCACUUCGCAUACGACAGCUCCCUCGCUCCACCCACCCCAGCAGCAUCCUCCCUCGACACAUCCAUGAGCAGUAUCUCAUCACCCCCAGCCCUCUCUAAUGUCGAAGUCUCCUCGCCCCCCGUCUCCGCCUGCAACCAAGCCCGUCUGGCGCAAUAUGGUAUUCUCGACGAUGACGGGCUCUGGCGUUGCGCUCACCUGGGGUGCACCUCGGAGGCUCGCUUCCGGAGAGGCUGUGACUUGCGGAAACAUUUCAACAGACACCGCAAGCAAUGGCCGUGCCGACAUAAUGGUUGUUCGAAAUCCAAACAGGACAGUUUUUCGAGCAAAAAGGACCGGAAUCGUCAUGAGGGCAUGCACAAUCCUAGCAUCGUUUGCGAGUAUGAUGGAUGUGAGCGGGUAUUUAGCCGUGUUGAUAAUAUGAAAGAUCAUGUGCGGCGGGUUCAUCGGCGCAUUGGGAAGAACCGAUGGGGUUAG
Molecule: messenger RNA, 942 nt
Organism: Penicillium hordei
Lineage: Eukaryota; Fungi; Ascomycota; Eurotiomycetes; Eurotiales; Aspergillaceae
Exons: 1
Coding region: 1-942 (313 amino acids)
Source: RefSeq, a predicted model, not a curated record